Molecule: messenger RNA, 2768 nt
Organism: Erigeron canadensis
Lineage: Eukaryota; Viridiplantae; Streptophyta; Magnoliopsida; Asterales; Asteraceae
Product: beta-galactosidase 8
Exons: 17
Coding region: 118-2637 (839 amino acids)
Biological process (GO): carbohydrate metabolic process
Cellular component (GO): vacuole; cell wall
Molecular function (GO): beta-galactosidase activity; carbohydrate binding
Source: RefSeq, a predicted model, not a curated record
AGCAAAAGUAAAACUAAUGCUUUAAGAAAAAAAGAUCGUAACAAAUAUACCCUCUGUUAUAUAGAUGAUAGUUAUCUAUAUAUAUAUUGGAAGAAAAGGAUAAGUUUUUAUUUAAAGAUGAUGAGAGUUUUGGUAUUUUGGUUUUUGGUGGCGGUGACGGCGGUGGUGACGGCAGUCAAUGUGACGUAUGAUCACCGGGCAUUGGUGAUCGACGGAACACGGCGAGUGUUAGUUUCUGGUUCUAUUCAUUAUCCAAGAAGUACACCUGAUAUGUGGCCAGGGCUAAUUCAGAAAUCAAAAGAAGGAGGAUUGGAUGUGAUUGAAACUUAUGUUUUCUGGAAUUUGCAUGAACCUGUUAAAAAUCAGUAUGACUUUGAAGGUAGAAAAGAUUUGGUCAAAUUUGUGAAAUUAGUGGCUGAUGCUGGUCUUUAUGUUCAUCUUCGAAUCGGACCUUAUGUUUGUGCUGAAUGGAAUUAUGGUGGGUUUCCGCUCUGGUUACAUUUCAUACCUGGAAUUGAGCUUCGAACAGAUAAUGAGCCUUAUAAGGCUGAAAUGAAGCGAUUUACAGCCAAGAUAGUUGGCAUGAUGAAGGAUGAAAAUCUUUAUGCAUCUCAGGGUGGACCUAUAAUCUUAUCUCAGAUUGAGAACGAAUAUGGUAAUAUUGAUGACAAAUAUGGGCCUGCUGGGAAAAGUUAUAUUAAAUGGGCAGCGAGUAUGGCAACAUCUUUGAAUACAGGAGUGCCAUGGGUUAUGUGCCAACAAAAGGAUGCUCCUGAGUCAGUGAUAAACACUUGCAAUGGGUUCUACUGUGAUGGGUUCACUCCAAAUUCUAAAAACAAGCCUGCAAUGUGGACUGAAAACUGGACAGGAUGGUUUCUUUCUUUUGGUGGCGCAGUGCCCUAUCGACCAGUAGAAGAUAUUGCGUUUGCGGUUGCACGCUUUUACCAAAGAGGCGGGACCUUUCAAAACUACUACAUGUACCAUGGUGGGACUAAUUUUGGUCAUAGUACUGGAGGACCAUUCAUUGCAACAAGUUACGAUUAUGACGCUCCACUUGAUGAGUAUGGAGCGCCUCGACAACCUAAGUGGGGCCAUUUAAAUGAAUUACACAAGGCCAUAAAGCUUUGUGAAGAGGCGUUGGUGGCAACCAACCCAAAAUAUACUUCUCUUGGUCACAAUGCAGAGGCUCAUGUGUAUAAGACAUCAUCAACAUGUGCUGCUUUUUUGGCGAAUAUAGAUUCACAAAAUGAUGCAACUGUGACUUUUAAUGGCAAUUCUUACCACUUACCAGCUUGGUCUGUUAGCAUCUUGCCUGACUGCAAGAAUGUAGUGUUCAACUCUGCAAAGAUAAACUCUGUGUCUACCAUCCGAAAGUUUGUAACUACAAGUGUUAGUGAUGAGUCAGGUGCUUCAGAGGCGAUUUCAUCUGACUGGAGUUAUGUUAGUGAGCCAGUGGGGAUCUCGAGUGAUGAUGCAUUCAAUAGACCAGGAUUAUUGGAGCAAAUUAAUACCACAGCCGAUCAAAGUGAUUAUUUAUGGUAUUCAUUAAGAGCUGACAUUAAAGGUGACGAGCCCUUCCUUCACGAUGGAUCUCAAACGAAUCUUCAUGUGAAAUCACUCGGUCAUGUUUUUCAUUUAUUUGUUAAUGAUCAACUUGAAGGUAGUGCAACUGGGAGUGCAUCACAACCUCAGAUAUCUAAGGAUAUCCCCAUCACCCUUAAGUCCGGAAAGAACAAAAUUGAUAUCUUGAGUUUGACUGUUGGACUUCAGAACUAUGGUGCAUUUUUUGAUAAAACAGGUGCAGGCAUUACUGGUCCAGUGGAACUCAUGGGAUUAACAAAUGGGUCGUCUGUUGACCUUUCAUCCAAGCAGUGGACAUAUCAAAUUGGACUCAAAGGAGAAGCACUAGGCCUAAACACUGGUGGUUCAUCACUAUGGGUAUCAGGGUCACCUAAAAGCCAACCUUUGACUUGGUAUAAGACCAAUUUUGAUGCCCCGUCGGGUGAUAACCCAGUAGCGAUAGACUUCACUGGGAUGGGGAAAGGCGAGGCUUGGGUCAAUGGUCAAAGCAUCGGGCGUUAUUGGCCAGCUUAUAUCGCUCCAACUAGUGGUUGUUCAGAUUGUAGUUACAAGGGCUCAUAUAGUUCAUCAAAAUGCCUCAAGAAUUGUGGGAAACCAUCGCAAAAGCUGUACCAUGUACCUCGAUCAUGGUUAAAACCAAGUGGGAAUGUAAUGGUCUUGUUUGAGGAAAUAGGAGGGGAUCCUACAAGAAUCUCUUUCGCAACACAAGAGUUGGAAAGUUUGUGUUCACAUGUUUCGCAAUCUCAUCCUCUACCAGUAGACACUUGGAGUCAAGAUAAGUCAAGAAUAAAGUCAAAGUCAGAGCCAAGAGUUUCGCUCGAGUGCCCUCAUCCUAAUCAAGUCAUCUCUUCAAUCAAAUUUGCUAGCUUUGGAACUCCUCAAGGGAAAUGUGGAAGUUUCAGUCAUGGUAAAUGCCGAAGUACCAACGCCCUUUCAGUCAUACAAAAGGCUUGCAUAGGGUCAAGGACUUGUAACGUUGGAGUUGCGACUGCUACAUUUGGUGAUCCUUGUAUAGGUGUAGUGAAAAGUUUAGCAGUAGAAGCUUCAUGUGCAUGAAAAAAUAACACGUGAACAUGUCUCUUAUUUAUAGAAUAAAAUUAUAUUAUAUCGAUAAUAAUCAAAUUUGGAAGGCUUUCUUUCCAUUAUUAAUACAAUUUAAUAGAAAAUCAGAAGAUGAAAUUGUAACA